AUGCUUAAGACAACUUACAACAAAACAACCUCUAAGUAUUCAGGGACAUGUAACAACACACCUAAUCCCCCCACUGCACCAACUCAUUUGUCGAGUGUAAAGGCAAACACCACGGAGUCGAAAAAAAACAGAUUCCCCUUUUUUAUUAAAAUUUUUACAUUGUCCCUUUUAAUGUGGACAUAUAGGCACGCGGAUGAGCCCAACUGUGAUAAGUCUUUCCAUAAGGAACAUGACGAAGAUAACACGGUGAAUGUAACACUCGGCAGAUCCUUAAGCAAUGUAGAUUCAUUGUUACAACAAGAUUAUAAGACUUUAGAAAAAAGAUACAAAGAAUUACUUAAAGAUUAUGACAAAACUCACAAAAACAAAUGGCACAAAUUAUUCUUUCAUGAUGAUCUGGAAUAUAUGUUUGAACUAGUAAAAAAUGAUGAUAACAUUAAAAAAACACUCGAUACAUUGAAACGUAAUAAGGAAAUUGAAAAGCGAUUUAAUACAUUAGACUAUGGAAGAAAUUUAAACAAACGAGAUGAAAUAUUCGUAGAGAACAAUGACUCUUUUGAUAAAAAAGGCUGUGAAUUAUAUCGUGAAGAUAAUGAUAAGAAAAGUUAUAGUACAUCAAAUUACACAGGCAAUGAUAAAAAGAGGCAUACCUCUUCAGAAUAUGACGCUAACUAUGACAGGAAGCCAAGCAAGGUAAACUAUGCUGAUAGUCUUGAAAGGAGAAACAGUUCAUUCAAUUAUAGCGAUAACAUUGAAAACGAAUUCGAAAAACGUGAUUACGAUAAGCAUUUUAAAAAAAUGUACGACUCAUUCAAAUUUGGACAAAAUUUUCUAAAGGGAUAUAACGCAGAAAGAGCAAAUGAUAACGUUCAAAAAAUGUUUAAUACAUUAGAAGAAAAAGACUACGUUAAGAAAGAGCCUACUAGACUAAACGAUCAGCAUAAAUUAGAAAAGCGAUUUUAUAAAUCCGAAUACUAUGAUAAAUUGGAAGAGCGACCCCAGGCAAAGAACUACCAUGAUUACUGUGAAAAGCUACUUGAUGCAUUAAAGCAUGACAGAAAUUUUCAACAACUACUUGAGGUUCUAGAAUAUGACGACAAUUUUGAUAAACUGCUUAAUAUACUAAAGAGUGAUGCACGUGUUGAAGAAAUAUUUGACUCAUUAAGACAAGAUAAUGCUGUUAAAAAAAUACUCUACAUGUUAAAACAUUAUGAUAAUACAGCAUGGAAAGAGAAUAACAUAGCAGCGCGAAAGAAAAAAUAUAAGAAUAAAUUAAACAAAAGUCCAAGGUCCAUCGUAUCAACGAUAUGUAAAUUUUUAAUAAAUAUUGAUCCCAGAAUUUAA
This is a messenger RNA of Plasmodium cynomolgi strain B, 1344 nucleotides long. Its product is annotated as Pv-fam-d protein. The record is from RefSeq and is a predicted model, not a curated record. Bases 1 to 1344 code for a protein of 447 amino acids. Lineage: Eukaryota; Apicomplexa; Aconoidasida; Haemosporida; Plasmodiidae. The transcript has 2 exons.